GUACAGCUCUGCUCGGCACGAUACGGCUCGGUUCGGCACGGCUCGGCUCGGCACGGCUCCGUUCGGCACGGCUCGGUACGGCUCGAGCCAGGCUGCCAUGGGAGGCUGCGGCACGUGGGCAUGGCGGGAGCUGCUGGUGCUGCUGGGCAGCGUGUGGCUGGGGGUGGGCGGCUCCCAGCCCACCCCCCUGGGCCCCACGCACGCUCCCGGGCCCCAGCUGAAGUUCCGUCUGGCCGGUUACCCGCGCAAGCACAACGAGGGCCGCGUCGAGGUUUUUUACAACGACGAGUGGGGCACCAUCUGCGAUGACGACUUCACGCUGGGCAACGCGCACGUGCUGUGCCGGCACCUCGGCUUCGUGGCUGCCACCGGCUGGGCCCACAGCGCCAAGUAUGGCAAAGGCGUCGGGCGGAUCUGGCUGGACAACGUGAACUGUGCCGGAGGUGAGAAGAGCAUCGGGGACUGCAAACACCGGGGCUGGGGCAACAGCGACUGCAGCCAUGAGGAAGAUGCGGGUGUCAUCUGCAAGGAUGAGCGCAUCCCGGGCUUCAAGGACUCCAACGUCAUUGAGGCGGAGCAGAGCCACGUGGAGGAGGUGCGCCUGCGGCCGGUGGUGUCGGGGGCGCGGCGGCAGCUGCCAGUGACAGAGGGAAUCGUGGAGGUGCGCUACAAGGACAGCUGGGCACAGAUCUGUGACGAGGGCUGGGACAGCCACAACAGCCGCGUCAUCUGCGGCAUGAUGGGCUUCCCAGCUGAGAAGAAGGUCAACAGGAACUUCUACAAGCGGCUGAAGCGAGCAGCCAGGACGAAGGGCCGGAGCCCGAGGCCAGGCAGCAGGCUGGCCUCCAAAUCUCAGCCUAAACAAAAGCGCAGGGAGGACGUAGGGCCCACGAAGAGGCUCUUCACGGAGCGGCAGCAGCUCAACUACCGCCUGCACUCGGUGUCAUGCACGGGGACAGAGGUGCAUCUCUCCAUGUGCACCUUCGAGUUCUACCGAGGCAAUGCCUCAGCUCCCUGCAGGGCCGGGAUGCCCGCCGUGGUCAGCUGCCUGCCCGGGCCCCUCUUCGCUGCUGGCAAUGCCCACAAGAAGAAACAGCGGCAGCAGCAGCAGGGCCAGCCCCGGAUCCGGCUGAAGGGCGGCGCGAGGGUCGGCGAGGGCCGUGUCGAGGUGCUCAAGAGCAGCGAGUGGGGCACGAUCUGUGACGACCGCUGGAACCUGCUGUCAGCCAGUGUGGUGUGCCGGGAGCUGGGCUUCGGCAGUGCCAAGGAGGCCCUCACCGGGGCACGCAUGGGCCAAGGGACGGGACCCAUCCACCUUAACGAGGUGCAGUGCCAGGGCACCGAGAAGUCUCUCUGGAGCUGCCCCUUCAAGAACAUCACGCAGGAGGACUGCAAGCACACGGAGGACGCAGCUGUCCGCUGCAACAUCCCCUACAUGGGCUACGAGAACCUGAUUCGGCUGAGCGGGGGCCGGAGCCGCUUCGAGGGGCGGGUCGAGGUGGCGGUGGGGGCUGGCGACAGGGACCAGCCCCGCUGGGGUCUGGUCUGCGGCGAAGGCUGGGGCACGCUGGAGGCGAUGGUGGCCUGUCGCCAGCUGGGUCUGGGAUUCGCUAACCACGGCUUACAAGAGACGUGGUACUGGGACGCCAGCAACGUGACAGAGAUGGUCAUGAGCGGGGUGAAGUGCGCUGGCCACGAGAUGUCCCUGAGCCACUGCCAGCACCACGGCGCCAGCCUGAGCUGCAGGAACACGGGCACGCGCUUCGCCGCGGGCAUCAUCUGCUCCGAGACUGCCUCCGACCUGCUGCUGCACGCGCCGCUGGUGCAGGAGACGGCCUACAUCGAGGACCGGCCGCUGCACAUGCUGUACUGUGCCGCUGAGGAGAACUGCCUCUCCAGCUCGGCCCGCCUGGCCAACUGGCCCUACGGGCACCGCCGCCUGCUCCGCUUCUCCUCCCAGAUCCACAACCACGGCCGGGCCGACUUCCGCCCCAAGGCUGGCCGGCACUCCUGGGUCUGGCACGAGUGCCACCGGCACUACCACAGCAUGGACAUCUUCACCCACUACGACAUCCUGACCCCCAACGGCACCAAGGUGGCUGAGGGACACAAGGCCAGCUUCUGCCUGGAGGACACGGAGUGCGAGGAAGAUGUGGCCAAGCGGUACGAGUGUGCCAACUUCGGGGAGCAGGGCAUCACUGUGGGCUGCUGGGACCUGUACCGGCAUGACAUCGACUGCCAGUGGAUCGACAUCACUGAUGUCAAGCCAGGCAACUACAUCCUGCAGGUUGUGAUCAACCCCAACUUCGAGGUGGCAGAAAGUGAUUUCACCAACAACGCCAUGAAAUGCAACUGCAAGUACGACGGGCACCGCAUCUGGGUGCACAGCUGCCACAUCGGAGAUGCACUCAGCGAGGAGGCCAACAAGCGGUUUGAGCAGUACCCGGGUCAGCUCAACAACCAGAUUUCAUAGGGCCCCAGACCCCAGAGAGAUGGGCAUCUCCCUCCCUCAUCCCGUAUGGGUGGGAGGAAGCCCCUGGGGGCUGGCAGGGAGGCCUCUUGCCCGGCACUGCUGCU
Molecule: messenger RNA, 2577 nt
Organism: Neopelma chrysocephalum (saffron-crested tyrant-manakin)
Lineage: Eukaryota; Metazoa; Chordata; Aves; Passeriformes; Pipridae
Gene: LOXL3
Product: lysyl oxidase like 3
Exons: 16
Coding region: 98-2473 (791 amino acids)
Biological process (GO): inflammatory response; peptidyl-lysine oxidation
Cellular component (GO): membrane
Molecular function (GO): copper ion binding; protein-lysine 6-oxidase activity
Source: RefSeq, a predicted model, not a curated record